CAGAGAGGGGCUGCAGCAACAGCGAGAAAGAGAGAGAGAGAGAGAGAGAGAGAGAGAGAGAGAGAGAGAGAGAGAGAGAGAGAGAGAGAGAGAGAGAGAGAGAGAGAGAGAGAGAGAGAGAGAGAGAGAGAGAGAGAGAGAGAGAGAGAGAGAGAGAGAGAGAGAGAGAAGUGGAGCGGUGAUGGUCCAUCAACUGACAUUAUUAUUUUUCAGCUAAAUGUAAAUAGGCUACCAAUCAGAGUUGGAAAUAAUUGGAAAGCAAUAGAUAACGCUGACAAGUGCUACCCAGUUUUUUGUUGCACUCUUACAGUACAGCAGCUUCUCUCGUGUUUUUUGCAUUUAUCCUCUAUUGGCACGCGGGAGAAAGAGGCGCACUCUGCAGGGUGCUUUCAGCUCGCUCCUCCGUCGUACGCGAGCCUCUGAGAGGGAGCUAUCCAGUGCUGAAGUUGCAUUUCUUCCCUUCGCAAGACACGGCGUUGCAGGUAGAACAGAGAAACCUAAGCACUACGGGUUGGCUGGGGGUUUGUUUGACUGACUGGGUGUCUGAUACUCUACGCAGCCAGGCAUCCAAAGCUCAGACUUAAAUAUCCAGCUCUACAUUGGCGUUGCAUGAGGACAGUAACCCUGCCCUGGACGGUUGUUGUUUCGGUGCAACACCAGAAACAUGCCAAGGUCUUUCCUGGUUAAAAAGGUGAAGCUUGAUGAUUUUUCAUCCAGUGAUUUUGAGAGUUCUUAUGGACGAUCCAGGACCGACGUCAGUCUACGGAUUCACGAUAAAGGGUACAUUAGUGACUACAUCAGCCCGUCUGUCUACGAUGGAGAAAGCGACGGUGCCAUUAAAGUUCCCUCUCCGGAGCCACUCUACGAUGGAAUCCACAGCGACUACGGCGCCCCAGACUCGGACCAGCCUGACAGUCCGCAGUCGGACGUCACCUCCGGCUACAUCAACGGGGACACCGCGGUGAGUGAUUGCUACACGGUGGACGCGUUUUACAUCACGGACGGGAGGUCACGGAGGAAAGUAAUCAGCAGCCCCAGUAGCAGGAGCAUACAGCGUCACACAUGCAACGAAUGUGGGAAAACCUACGCCACGUCUUCCAACCUGAGUCGGCAUAAGCAGACCCACCGGAGCCUGGACAGCAAGAUGGCCAAGAAGUGCGCAACCUGUGGGAAAGUGUACGUGUCCAUGCCAGCAAUGGCCAUGCACCUGCUCACCCAUGACCUCAAGCACAAGUGUGACAUCUGUGGCAAAGCUUUCAGCAGACCUUGGCUACUGCAGGGCCACAUGAGGUCACACACGGGUGAGAAGCCCUUUGGGUGUGCACACUGCGGAAAAGCGUUCGCCGACCGCUCCAACCUGCGCGCGCAUAUGCAGACUCACUCCGCUUUCAAGCAUUUCAAAUGCAAACGGUGCGACAAGACCUUCGCUCUCAAGUCCUACCUGAAUAAGCACUACGAGUCCGCGUGCUUCAAAGGCGCGUUCUCGCCCUUGAGUCCUGAUCUCGAUGACUCUCCAUGACGUCCACAUUAAAAGUGCAGACAAAAACAUUAUAUUUUUGGUUGACUAAUUCUGCCAAACCUUUCCUAAAAUCCACCUCAACUUCCAGUGGAACCACAAUAAUAGCACAAUAUUUAUGUAUUCUCCUUGAAAUCCACCCGAAGGAAUUACUGAUGAUCUUCGCAUGCACUUAAAAAAUCCUCUUCCUCCUCCAGUCACGUGGAUAGAAUAUACCUUCCACCGCGCGUAAAUAUGAAAUCAUAUAUUUUGUAUGAAAUGUGAAAUGUGACGAAGAUGACAAUACUGGAUUGCUCCAAACAAAAGUCGAACAUUUUAACGUUGGAUAAUAAUGUACUGCUGCAACUGACCAUACUCUCCGUUGAGGUAAAUGCCAUUUAUGUUUGUAUUAAUUAAUUAAUCUAUUUAUUUAUGUAUUUAUGUAUUUAUUUAUUUAUCUAUUUAUACAUUAGGCUAUUUAUAUGUAUUUGUUUAUAUAUUAUGUCUGACAUAUUGGUCUGUUUUUAUUUGAUACCACUACCUAUUAUUUGCACUUUAAUGUGUGAAUUUGCCAACCUCUCAUGAACAGGCCAAAGCGUUGUCACUUAUUCUUCGUUUACUACCAUUUUAAAUUAUUGCAUGCAAAAAUGAAAUCUAUGCCAGUAUCACAAAGCUUAUGAUUUUUUUCUUCUCCAAAAUCUAGAUAGUAUCUGUUGGCAAUAUUUCUGUUGAAGCCACACGACGAAUUAUAAAGCAAUAAUCACGUAAUGCAUGGUAGUUUUGAAAAGGAUUAUGAACUAUUACCUACUGUAUAGCAGUUUUUAAAAUCAGGUAUGUUUUACUCCAGUACGCAUCUAUAGUUAUACAAAAAAAUACAACAUCAGGGAAAAUGCCAAUGUAGUGUUAGUGAAACAACAAGAAAACGACCACAUCCUCUUUUCCUCUAACGUCAUGCAUUGCCUGCCUCUUAUUUCAACAGUAGUGUUCAGACCGUAGGCUUGUAGUACUUCAGCUCCCAGCAUCUCAGAACAUGUAUCCAAAUCUACAGGGCACCCAUUAAGGUCAUACAAAGGUCAAACACCUUCUGGGUCCCCAAUGGCACCCUAUAUUCUAUAUAGAGCCCUAUGGGCCGUGGCCAAAUCUAGUGCACUAUAUAGGGAAUAGGGUGUUAUUUUGGGAUGAGAAACACUGGAACCCACUAUUGACUUAAGGUGGGCAAACUUUGCACUGCAUCCACACACAGCUUGAUGGACAAGAUGCCUUUCUUUAACCUCAUUGGUGUGCCACAGAUUUGUCUAUAAUAAAGCACUUCAUUUACACCUUAAAAAGUAGCACAAUGAACCUAGAGAUUCAGGUAGAAAAAACAAGAACUCGUAUUAGCUUGACCUCUGUUUUGUAUUUCCAAUAAAGAAUGAAUUAAUCAUAAUUUAUUGCAAGAGGCUUUGUAAAUAAUCCUUUGGAGUAAUCAUUUUUACAGCUGUAAAGAAUUAAACAAAACUUAUUUCAGGAGAUAUCUGGAGGGAAGAAAAUGUCCUUUCCAGUCAGCAUUCAAAUGAUGUAAGCACAAGACACAACAAGGCAUUGUCACCUCAUAA
Molecule: messenger RNA, 3090 nt
Organism: Oncorhynchus keta (chum salmon)
Lineage: Eukaryota; Metazoa; Chordata; Actinopteri; Salmoniformes; Salmonidae
Product: transcriptional repressor scratch 1-like
Exons: 2
Coding region: 665-1519 (284 amino acids)
Biological process (GO): regulation of DNA-templated transcription
Molecular function (GO): RNA polymerase II cis-regulatory region sequence-specific DNA binding; DNA-binding transcription factor activity, RNA polymerase II-specific
Source: RefSeq, a predicted model, not a curated record